AUGAAAACUCCCGAGGCAAAAACGUCCUAUGGCAAAAAUUCCCAAGAUGAAAACUCCAGAGGUAAAAAGUUUUAUGGCAAAAAGUCCUACAGCGAAAAUUCCCAAGAUGAAAACUCCAGGGGCAAAAAGUUCUACAGUAAAAAAUCCUACAGCAAAAAUUCCCAAGAUGAAAACUCCAGAGGCAAAAAGUUCUAUGGCAAAAAGUCCUACGGCAAAAAUUCCCAAGAUGAAAACUCCAGGGGCAGAAAGUUCUACAGCAGAAAAUCCUACAGCGAAAAUUCUCAAGAUGAAAACUCCAGAGGCAAAAAGUUCUACGGCAAAAAGUCCUACAACGAAAACUCCAGUGGCAAAAAUUGCUAG
This is a messenger RNA of Macrobrachium nipponense, 360 nucleotides long. RefSeq lists its product as uncharacterized. The transcript has a single exon. NCBI's taxonomy places the organism in Eukaryota, Metazoa, Arthropoda, Malacostraca, Decapoda, Palaemonidae. The record is from RefSeq and is a predicted model, not a curated record. Bases 1 to 360 code for a protein of 119 amino acids.